CAUUUCAUCUAGGUUAGGCUAGGCAUCCAACUGGAAUAUGUUUAAUUCAGGCACCUUUCUGAACAGCCUCGUUACGUCGCCAACAGAGGACCCCGCAGUCCACUAUGGCGGUGCCCGGUGGAACUUUAAACUGUGAGGACUUUUCAAUGUUUCAGGAGGUGCUGAAGGCGAUGCGCACCAUCGACGACCGGAUCGUCCAUGCCCUGAACACCACCGUGCCCACAGUUUCAUUCUCAGGCAAAGUGGAUGCCACGCAAACAUGCAAACAGCUCUAUGAAACUAUGAUGGAGGCCCAUCUGAGCAGAGACCAAGCUAUCAAGUCAUGUAUAUCCCAGACAUCUGAAGUGGUUGGACAACUGCGUGAGGAAAGAGCCAAGAACAGUGAAAACCUGGCAAUCAUCAAACAACUCAGAAAGGAGCAGACCAAAUUAAAGCUAAUGCAAUCAGAGCUGAAUGUUGAAGAAGUUGUCAACGAUAGAAGUCUGAAGAUUUUCAAAGAAAGGUGCAGAAUCCACUACACGCCUCCGAAGGUGAAGUGAAGCUGUGGCCUCAGAACAGAUGCUUCACUCAAGGUUCAAAUCCAGACACUGUGACUACUGCUUCUGAGUCCGGAGUGCAGUCACUUCACAUCAUGUGACAUCACACUUACACUAUAUUCCUAUGUGAUUGUUGUAUUACAUGCCCAUGCUGUAAAGCAGUGUUUCAUGUGCUUCUUAAUAAGAAACAUUGUACAAAAGGAGUGUUGUUGCUUUUUAAAAAAAGAAGAUGGUGAAAAGUGGCACUGGCUGUCUGAGUGAUUUGGUGUCUUUUACAUCUGUGAUCCUCUUUAAUCCAAGGCUGUCUUAAAUUGAACUUGAACAAAGUCGAUGUAAAGUUUUAGUCAGGCAACAUUGGCCUACAAAUCUGCUUGUUCAUUCCCACCUCGGGAUGAACCUCAACCUCACUCGAAUAAACAUUAUACCCAAAGUCUGCACUGACA
This is a messenger RNA of Solea solea (common sole), 979 nucleotides long. It is a transcript of the gene mix23, whose product is annotated as mitochondrial matrix import factor 23. The record is from RefSeq and is a predicted model, not a curated record. Bases 105 to 539 code for a protein of 144 amino acids. Lineage: Eukaryota; Metazoa; Chordata; Actinopteri; Pleuronectiformes; Soleidae. The transcript is spliced from 5 exons. Gene Ontology annotation, cellular component: mitochondrial intermembrane space; mitochondrion.